This is a messenger RNA of Oldenlandia corymbosa var. corymbosa, 3837 nucleotides long. The record is from the annotation of a GenBank genome assembly. NCBI's taxonomy places the organism in Eukaryota, Viridiplantae, Streptophyta, Magnoliopsida, Gentianales, Rubiaceae.
CUUUCUCUCUCUUUGUUUAGAGCGCUUUUUGUUUCCUUUGGCCUCUCAUUGUUCUGACUCUCUUCUUCUUUCACUCUCCUCACUCUUCCCCUCACUCACUAUAUUUUCAUUCGAUUUAUCUUUCCCCUUCGCUUCUUCUGGGAAUUCGAUGGACCCAGAUGCCGAUGGGUUUGCUUUUACUUAAUAAGGCUCCUUCUGGGAUUUUGGGUUGUUACAUUUUGUUCGGAUUUACUGGGACAAGAAGUAUAAGGAAACAACUAGGGUUCUAGGAUUGAAAGCUGGAAUGGUGGGGAAGGAGGAUGCCCCAUAUGGCGGUGACAAUAGUGGAGGCAGUGAAGGUGGUUUGCAGGGGCCGUGCCAAUUUGUGGGUGGCAGGAAAUUGUUUUGGAGGUCUGCAUCAUGGUCUUCUUCGCGGACUUCACUCCCUCCUCUCAACCCGCAUGGUGAAAAGGAGGGUUUAGAUCCAUCUGAAAACAGCAAUAGUAAAGGGGGGCAGGGUCGCAAAAUUUCUGGUCCAUUAACCCCUAGAUCCCAAAACAGCUUCAAGAAUAGGUCCUGUCUUCCCCCGCUGCAACCCCUGUCCAUCGCUCGAAGAAGUUUAGAUGAGUGGCCCAAAGCUGGUUCUGAUGAUAUAGGUGAGUGGCCACUUCCCAGUACGCCUAGUGGGAGGGAUGCGACUGAUUCACGGGAGAGGUUGAAGCUCGAUUUGUCGAGUAUUCAAAAGAAUGUGGGUAAGAAUGGUGGCCUUGUCAAGAGGGAAAAGAUCGCUUUUUUUGACAAGGAGUGCUCUAAGGUGGCGGAACAUGUUUACCUUGGUGGGGAUGCUGUUGCUAGGGACAGAGAUAUUCUAAAGCAGCAUGGGAUCACUCACAUUCUUAAUUGUGUAGGCUUUGUGUGUCCAGAGUACUUCAAGACUGAUUUUGUGUACCGAACUUUGUGGCUGCAAGAUAGCCCGACAGAGGAUAUUACAAGCAUACUUUAUGAUGUUUUUGACUACUUUGAAGAUGUUCGGGAACAAGGUGGGAGGGUCUUUGUUCAUUGCUGCCAAGGCGUCUCACGUUCCACUUCCUUAGUCAUUGCUUAUCUUAUGUGGAGAGAAGGACAAAGCUUCGAUGAUGCAUUUCAGUAUGUUAAGGCUGCAAGAGGUAUUGCUGAUCCAAAUAUGGGUUUUGCUUGCCAGUUAUUGCAAUGCCAGAAAAGGGUACAUGCUUUCCCUUUGAGUCCAAGUUCUUUAGUGAGGAUGUAUAGGAUUGCUCCACAUUCGCCAUAUGAUCCUUUGCAUCUUGUUCCAAAAAUGUUAAAUGACCCUUCUCCAUCUGCCUUGGAUUCAAGGGGUGCCUUCAUAGUUCAUAUUCCUUCAGCCAUAUAUGUUUGGAUUGGUAAGAAGUGCGAUAUGAUUAUGGAAAGGGAUGCAAGAGGUGCGGCCUGCCAGAUUGUUAGGUAUGAGAAAGUGCAAGGUCCAGUGGUAAUGAUUAAGGAUGGCGAAGAACCUUUGUACUUCUGGGAUGCUUUUUCCAGCCUCUUGCCUCUGAUGGAAAAGUCCAAUGUUAAGGUAGAUGCAGUAGAUUUGUCAGUCAAUAGUUGCCCAGGGGAAAGAAAAGUAGAAUCAUAUAGUAUUGACUUCGAGAUUUUCCAGAAAGCAAUCCUGGGUGGUUUUGUUCCUCCAUUUGCAUCAUCAGAGUCUGAACUAGAAACCCGUCUUCCAGCUAGAGGUAGUUCUUGGAGUGCACUUCGAUGUAAGUUUAUCUCGGGAAAUAUGAAGGAUUUUGUCUUUGCCUCAAACUCUGGUCCCUCCAUAGUUUAUCCGGAUUCAACUUAUGUGGUGGAAGAGCAGUGCCCAAGCAAAGAGUUCUGUUCUUCCGCGAGCUCCUUUUUGACAUCAAUGUCUUCUUUACAAUCAUCAUCAUCACCAUCAACAUCUUCCCUAUCAUCGUUAUCCUCAUCUUCAACUUUGUCUUCUUCUUCUUCUCCUCCUUAUCUCUCUCCAGACUCAUUUUCCUCUGAAGCUAGUUGUAAUUCAACUAGUUUCUCGGAUUCCCCUGUUUUGUCUCCUUCAACUACAUUUUGUUCUGGUUUAACAUCUUCAGUUCUGUCUAAUUUUUCUAACAUGAAUCUCCUUCCAUCAAAAGUAUCUCCCCAUUCCGUAUCUAAAAGUUCGAAGUUUAUAGAUGUUAAUUUCAGUUCAGAGUCCUGUUUAAAAACAGCGUCUACCCCAGCAAAAAAAUGUUCACUUUCAAUUGCGGAGCGCAGAGGCAGCUUGUCAAAGUUUCUGAAGCUGCCGAUGCUGACUGAUGAUUCACAGGGAAAAGAUAUCCCCAUUAAUUAUCUCCCAAAUGAGUUUGACGUAAUUACUAGGAACGGUGAUGCUAGUUCUUUGGAUACACUCCAUGAGAAGGAUUCGUUGCAAUCUAGUGAACUGGAACUCAUGGAUCAUGACCUGAAGUGUCGGCCAUCUUUAGGUAGAGUAGAUUCUCUUCAGGGGGAGGUUGCUUUGAGAAAUAGUCUUGACCUACUGACCAAUAAACAUAAACUUGGUGAGAGGGUGGCUACUGCAGAGAAUGCAAUGGCUGAUAAUAGUCUGGUAUCUGAUGUUGUUCAGCCUGUAGUUUGUCGUUGGCCUACCUUGGAAAGGCUUGCAAAGUUUGGUUCUGAUGAUUUGGAUUCCAAAUCUGCAUUUGUUUUCAUCACUCCUACUUCAUUUCCUGAAAAAGUGGAGGCGGGUGUUCUCUACCUUUGGGUUGGACGGCUUUUCAAUUCAAAUGAAUGCAAGUAUCAGUAUGAAAGCAAUCUCAGUUUUGGUGGUCAACGGGAUUUUGACUGGAAAUAUGCUACUUCAGAUGUUGUUUCUCGAAUGGGUCUGCCGAAGGACAUUAAAAUUGAGAUCAUAAUGGAGAAAGAAGAACCUGCAGAGUUUCUGUCUCUCUUGAGUUCUUUGUGACGUUAAUGAUGCACCUCCACCCAUUAUGUAUGAUCUCCUGCUACUGCAAGUUUCUUUUGGUCCUGACGAACUUCUAUGUCAAGUUGAAGGUAUUUGGUAUUUCCUUUCCUUUUAGAGAUGAUUUUUUGUAGUUCUCUAUCCCUUUUCAAAAUUGUUAAGAAACUAAAGUUCGCUGCUGGUACAAGUAAAUUUGAUUGCCCCAUGUCCUCUUUUUCGAACCAAUCAUAUCCUGCAUAUGGUGCUUCAUUUCCUUGUAUGGCUGCUUCAUGUGUUUAAACAAUUUGUUCUUCUCUGAAGUUGUUUUUGGCAAUGCAGGAUGCUGUGGUGUCAUUUCCGAGGUGGGGUUCUAAUGGCUGUACUGUAUAGAGCUUUUUUCUUAACCCUCAAGGCGUUCGUCUUGCUAAAUCAACUUUUUGUACAUUGUGAAUUAUUAGAACACUAAUCUUAGAAUCCACAAAAGAAUUAGCUAGGUAGGCUGGGUUUUCCUCUCCACAUCAGCUUGUGUAAAUGAAACUCCAGGCUUUCGCCAAUUGAAAGCAAAGACGAAUAGGCAAAAUUUAGUCUUGGAGAUUGGUUGUUUUGCUUUGCAGUUUUUAGGCAGUAGUGGGUUAUUUAGCCUUUAAAUAGUCACUUUGUUCAUUUUGCUCAUGGAUAGGGAAAGGAACUAUCAUCCAGAUCCACUAAUCCUUUUUCUUUUGAGCAUUUCAACGGCACAGUUGUUCAGUUAUCUCCAGCUCUGAACCAAAGGGUUGUUAAUGUUGAAAUCACGAAAUGUACUCCCUCUGCCUCAAACGUGGAUUAUUUUUUUAGACAAAAAAUCAAAUUAAUUAAACAAUCUUAUGUUUGAAAUGUAAAUUUUGUUUUUUUUAAAAAAAUCAUUCUAUCUACUAAAACAGAAC